Rosa rugosa (rugosa rose) is the source of this 756-nucleotide messenger RNA. Its product is annotated as DUF21 domain-containing protein At1g55930, chloroplastic-like. The coding region runs from base 1 to 690 and encodes 229 amino acids. The transcript is spliced from 3 exons. The record is from RefSeq and is a predicted model, not a curated record. NCBI's taxonomy places the organism in Eukaryota, Viridiplantae, Streptophyta, Magnoliopsida, Rosales, Rosaceae.
AUGUCUGAAGCUCGCGUCGCCGUCGACAUCAACGUCCUCCGCCGCAAGGAUUUUCGGGACUACGAGUCCUUCAUCGUCCAAUGGGGAAAGCUUGUCAACAAUGCAUACAGAUUGAAACUUUCACAUAAGGGUUUCUGUACUAGUGCAGCUGCUAAAGUCUCAAGCUCCAAUGGUGCUCAACCAAGCAAUGUAAAGCUCUUGAAUUUUUCACCCUUGUUUUAUUUUUCUUGUGGUUUUCGGAGGUUCUUAGGUCCAAGAUGCGAGGGAGUUGACUUGUUUGCUAAUAGAGCUCGUUUGAGAGCUGUAGGUAAAGAUAGUGAGAGUUCUAGUGGUACAAAUGCUGUUUUGGGUUCGAGUUUUGAUUUUGUUAGGGUAAUGGUGAAGUGUGGAGUUGUUUUAGCAGCUAUGGUUUGUGGGGUUUUGGUGUAUGGGUCUAGGAGAGCUUUUGCUGUGGAGGGUGUGGUCAAUGCAAGUUAUGGGGUUGUUGACAAGUGCAUAUUGAUGUUCAGAAAUGCUUGGCCGAAGACGCUGCUGGUUCUUCAAGUUUUUAAAGAGCAGGGUUUGAUUUUGGCGGCGCUUUUGGGUCUCUCGGCUUUUUUCUCAAUGGCAGAGACUUCGAUUACCACGCUAUGGCCUUGGAAGAAUUUACUUGUGUACUCAGUGUUGUCAAUAUUGGAGCAACUACUUUAGUUACAGAGGCUGCAACAGCGAUAUUUGGUGAAGCUGGUGGUGCAGCAACUGGAGUAAUGAUUGUAU